Erythranthe guttata (spotted monkey flower) is the source of this 1762-nucleotide messenger RNA. Its product is annotated as GDSL-like Lipase/Acylhydrolase superfamily protein. The record is from RefSeq and is a predicted model, not a curated record. NCBI's taxonomy places the organism in Eukaryota, Viridiplantae, Streptophyta, Magnoliopsida, Lamiales, Phrymaceae. Gene Ontology annotation, molecular function: hydrolase activity, acting on ester bonds.
AUAAAAGUUAUCCUUGAGGUACAGAUAGUAUAAUUAGAAAUCUUUGUUACUCUUUGGUUUUUCCAAAUGUUUGGCCAUAGAAAUUCUUUCAUUUCCAAGCACUUUAAUAAGUUGUCACGAGAUAUCAGCUCUUGUCACCGCUCUGGUUUUAGCUUCCAAAUAUCAUUCGUGAACUACAGCUAAAAAAAUACCUUUUCUUUAAAUUUCUUCUCACGGGUUGUUUCUUUAAAUUUGUUCACGUAAAAGUAGCAAGCAACUUACUAUAAAACCCCCACACGUACCAAGACUAGUAAUCACCAGAACUAUACUAGAGUUUGCAAAAACCAAUUUUCCUUAUUUAUUUACAAUGUCAAAUUCCAGUAGAUUCGUGAUGUGGGUUGUUUUCGCUUUCAGUUUGUGGUGUUUAACAGCAUGUAAGGUGUACUCGCAGCCGAAUAACCAAGUUCAACAAGUGCCUGGCCUUUUCAUAUUUGGAGAUUCUUUAGUUGACAAUGGCAAUAAUAAUGGAAUACUAAGUCUUGCCAGGGCCAAUUACAUGCCUUACGGUAUUGAUUUCCCACAAGGCGCCACUGGCCGUUUCACCAAUGGACGUACUUUCGUCGAUAUUUUAGCUCAGUUAUUAGGCUUUCCGAACUACAUUCCGCCCUAUGCUAGGACAGGUGGCCGAGCAUUAUUUCAGGGAGCAAAUUAUGCAUCAGGAGCCUCUGGAAUCAGAGAUGAAACAGGAAACAACUUGGGGGAUCACAUGUCAAUGAACCAGCAGGUUGAUCACUUUGCCACCACGGUGCAGCAGUUGAGGAGGUACUUUAGAGGAGAUAACAUUAAUGCACUUGCCGCCUAUCUCAGCAAAUGCAUUUUCUACUGCGGAUUGGGAAGCAACGACUAUCUCAACAAUUAUUUCAUGACCGAUUACUACCCAACUAGUUCUCAAUACACCCCAAAGGCUUAUGCUGCUUCUCUCAUCCAGGAUUAUUCUAAGCAAUUAGCAGGAUUAUACAAGUUGGGAGCAAGAAAAGUGGUUGUGGCUGGGGUUGGACAAAUAGGUUGUAUACCGUACCAGCUGGCGCGAUAUAACGGUAACAGCAGCAACAGGUGCAAUGAGGAGAUCAACAGUGCUAUUGUCCUAUUCAACACAGGUCUCAAAAGAUUGGUGGAUCAAUUUAACAAACGGGGUCAGCUUCCAGGGGCAAAGUUUGUUUACCUGGAUUCAUUUGAGAGCAGCAAAGACCUUGUCCAAAAUGCCAAAACAUAUGGAUUUGAAGUGGCAGACAAGGGAUGUUGUGGGGUUGGAAGAAACAAUGGGCAGAUAACAUGCCUUCCUCUUCAAACUCCGUGUGAUAACCGUCAAAAGUACGUCUUCUGGGAUGCUUUUCAUCCCACAGAAGCUGCCAACAUCUUGUUUGCAAAGAAAGCUUAUAGUUCAAAGUCUAAAUCAUAUGCCUAUCCCAUUAACAUACAGCAACUGGUCAUGCUUUAGGAUUACUUGCCUAAGCUUCUUGGAGUAUUAGAUGACUUUGAAUAUCUCAUCAAACAUGCACUCUUGUCCCUGCAUUGAGACUAUUAUAUCUUUAAAUGUUCGCCUUCUUUUUUUUUGUAUUUCAUGUUUGUUCAAUUGGAUGGUUUUAUCCCCAUUUAGGAUUUUUUUUUUUUAGUGAAAUAAGGCAUCUGUUAAAGUAUAUGUUGUGUGGACUUAAUUUUCGAACAUGUACGUGGUGCAUUCUACUUCCCACUUUUAUUCAAGAGUGGUCCAAUUCUGUUCUGA